CGGCUGUCCAGUCGCCGCUUUGAACCCAAACUACAAGUUACAUCACCACCAAGGCACCAACUAUAUAUAAAGACUUCACACAAUGUUCUCACACACGCUUUCUCUCUCUCUCCUCUGCAGUCACUUCUAAAUUGUGAGAAAAAAUGCAAAACACACUGGGAAGAAACCUAAAUCUCUGCUUCACAAAGAUCCGACGGCCACCAAUGAGUACAACCCUAGAUGACAACGAUCACAGCCGUCCAUUACCAACCUCCACCGCCACCGCCACCGCCACCGCAUCCACAUCAACGUCCAUGAUUAAAAACUUCAACUCCCUCUACGACGACAAAUCCACGCUGUUCGACUCCACCACCACCACCUCAAAAUCCCUCAGCUCUUCCCUCCUCUCCACCCCCGACGACUACUCCGACACCGAUGCCCCUGCCCCCGACUUUGCCACCGCCUUUGCCUCCCGACGCUUCUUCUUCUCCUCUCCCGGCCUCUCCAACUCCAUUGUCGACCAAUCGUCAUUUGCCGCCACCUCAUCAUCCUCCAAAACAUCAACCUCCGAGACCGAAGACCGCAAGCUCUUCAUCAACCACAGCGUGGCGGUCCCCACAUUUUCCCCCGAUCCAUAUCGGGACUUCCUGCGGUCCAUGCAGGAGAUGGUGGAGGCGCGUGAGAGAACGCCAGAUUCGGAGGACGUGAAGAAGAAAUCCAACUGGGAGUUUUUGCAUGAGCUCCUCCUGUGCUAUCUUGCGCUGAACCCUAAGAGCACUCACAAGUUUAUUAUCGGCGCUUUCGCCGAUCUUCUCGUCAGCCUCAUGCCAUCUCCCUGCGGAGGCGCCCGCAUUGAAUUAGAACCGGAGUUCACCGCUGGCGUUUGCGAGGUUUCACGCCGCCCGCAUUGAAUUAGAACCGGAGUUCACCGCCGGCGUUUGUGAGGUUUCACGGUGCGUCUAGUUAGUAAUUAAACGGUUAUAAUAUUGACUUCAUUAUUUGUCAAUAUUUAGUAGAAAUUAAAAAAUAUCUGAAUUUGUUAUUAUGUAUAAUAUUUAAGUCGAUCGGUCCAUCUUUUUUUUGUUGUUUUCAAUCACAACGACAAAUCUUAUUGAAUCUUGUCCCUCAUUUUCUUCUUCUCCAGUAUCUGGCCCUUGUCCUUGUUUCUAGGCUUAGCUGUUUUUAGCUGUAUAUAUGACUGACUGGUUGUUAAAUUUUAUCCAAAAGGGAACUGGAACUGGGACACUAAAUCGACAAUAAU
Malus domestica (apple) is the source of this 1240-nucleotide messenger RNA. Its product is annotated as transcription repressor OFP12-like. Lineage: Eukaryota; Viridiplantae; Streptophyta; Magnoliopsida; Rosales; Rosaceae. The record is from RefSeq and is a predicted model, not a curated record. Gene Ontology annotation, biological process: negative regulation of DNA-templated transcription.